Molecule: messenger RNA, 1649 nt
Organism: Marmota flaviventris (yellow-bellied marmot)
Lineage: Eukaryota; Metazoa; Chordata; Mammalia; Rodentia; Sciuridae
Gene: Lypd3
Product: LY6/PLAUR domain containing 3
Cellular component (GO): plasma membrane
Source: RefSeq, a predicted model, not a curated record
GGUUACUCAUCCUAGGCUCAGGUAAGAGGACCCGGGCUGGGAGGCGGCACACCCAGGGGGACGCCGAGAGAGCAGGACAGAGCCAUGGGCCCCGCCGGGAAAGCAGAUGCCCGGGCAGUGAUCUGGAGCACAGCCUGGCUGUUCUUGCUGCCGCUACUGCUUCGCGAAGGAGCGCAGGCCCUGGAGUGCUACAGCUGCGUGCAGAAAGCGGACGAUGGAUGCUCUCCGCAGAAGAUGAAGACGGUGAAGUGCGCGCCGGGCGUGGAUGUCUGCACCGAGGCCGUGGGGGCGGUGGAGACCAUCCACGGGCAAUUCUCGGUGGCAGUUCGGGGCUGCGGUUCCGGACUCCCGGGCAAGAAUGACCGCGGACUGGACCUCCACGGGCUCCUGGCUUUCAUCCAGCUGCAGCAGUGCGCUCAGGACCGCUGCAACGCCAAGCUCAACCUCACCUCGCGAGGGCUCAACCCGGCAGGCAAUGAGAGUGCGUAUGAACCAAACGGCUCCGAGUGCUACAGCUGCGUGGGGCUGAGCCACGAGAAGUGCCAGGGUACAGCGCCGCCGGUCGUGAGCUGCUACAAUGCCAGCGACCGCGUCUACAAGGGCUGCUUCGAUGGCAACGUCACCUUGACCGCAGCUAACGUGACUGUGUCCUUGCCUGUACGGGGCUGUGUCCAGGAUGAGUCCUGCACCCGGGAUGGGGUGACAGGCCCGGGGUUCACCCUCAGUGGCUCCUGCUGCCAGGGUUCCCGCUGUAACUCGGACCUCCGCAACAAGACCUACUUCUCUCCUCGAAUCCCACCCCUUGUCCUGCUGCCCCCUCCAACCACUCCAGCUCCAACCACUCAUAUCCCAAGUACCUCUGUCCCCACUUCCACGCAAGCCCCAACUGCCGCCACCUCUACCACCAAACCCACCCCAGCCCCAACCAGCCAGACAACUCCCCAGGAAGUACAGCCUGAGGUCUCCCGGGAAGAGGGGUCACGAUUGGCUGGAGGUGCUGCUGGCCACCAGGACCGCAGUAAUUCGGCACAGUAUCCCUCCAAAGGUGACAGCCAGCACACCUCUAACAAAGGCACUACAACCUUGGGGGCCGGGCUGGCAGCUCUUCUAUUGGCUGUGACUGCUGGGGCCCUAGUAUGAGCUCUUCCACCUGGAAACUUCCCCUCACCUGACUUUCCUGGCUCGGGGUGCCAAAUCUGCCUUACUUCCGUUUCCCACCUCUGGACUGGGCUGGCCCAGCCUGGGUUCUUUAGAUGCCCUGGGUUCCUCCAGCUUCAGCUGCACUGGUUUGCGGCUUGGGGAAAUAGUUACCCUUGUAACUAUUUAACUAUAUAAGCUGCUGGGGUGUUCUGGCUUUUCCAAGCAGCAACUGCAUCCCCUCCUGGUGCCUAGGACAGAGUGAGAGAAGCCUGCUGUCCCAGGGAGGGUUGGUGGAGUGGAUGACAAACUUCUUGUCCAUUUUCCCAGGGCCCAGCUGCACUGUGGGUGCCAGGGGUCAUGGCUUCUGCCCUUGAGCACGGUCACAGGCUCCUGCAGCCUUCCACUCUAGACUGUGAGCUCCUCCAGGGCAGGGACUGUGCCUACAACUCUGUGUGGCCAGUUUUGGGCACAGAAAGGCUUCAAAUAAAGAUUUAAUACUUUGUACAGUG